CUCCAGGGAUGAACCAGACCCUUAGAAUCUCCACUGGGCGCAUUUCUGGACCAGGAGAAAGGGCGUUUUUAGCAUCUGCUCUGGCGGCAGCCCCUGGAAGCCUCCUGAACGUGGGAGUGGCAGCUUGGGCUCUUCUGACGCCUUGUUGGAGCUGGGGCCCUGCCUCUCCUUCCCCUGAGGUCACACUUGUCUAUUCCUGCCUCCACUUGGGACUCCGCCUGCUUGUUUUGACUCAGUGACUUUUACUCAGUGGAACAUCUGUAGCUGUAUCACUAAGGCCUUUAUUCCUAACCCAGAAAAUUAGAUGCAUUGAAACAACGGUGAACAGCUAGGGAAGUGCGAUGCCCACCCACAGCAGAUUGUGCAAAUGGGUUAUGAGACACUAUGUGACGCUUCCUUGCAUAGCUCUGGCCAUCCCCAGCAUGGCAGUUGAGCUCUGAGGGACACACUUAGGGGAAGACGCGGUCACUGUUGCUCUUGUGCUGCCGACUGUUAAUGUUCCCCAGAGCUGUGCACGUGGUCUGGGCCAGGAGUAGUUGGGUAUCCCAGCUCCAGAGCCGAGAGCCCUGCUGCUUCCAUCUGCCGCCUGAAAGGGCUGGCUCCUCUCUGCAUGCCGCCCUACGAUCCUGGGCACUGCAGUUGACAGAGCAGAAUUCACAGUCCACCAUGCUGAUGGGGAUUGCAGUUGGAGCCCUCCUGGCCCUGGCCCUGGCCCUGCUUGGUGUCACUGUCUUUUUUGUGCACAGAAAGGUUAACCGAUCCCGACAAGUGCAGCCCGCUCCUCAGUACAGGUUCCGGAAGAGAGACAAAGUGAUGUUUUACGGCCGCAAGAUCAUGAGGAAGGUGACCACGCUGCCCCACACGCUAGUUGGGAACACAGCUGCAUCCCGGCAGCGCAUGCGGAAGAGGACCAAGGUGCUCUCCUUGGCCAAGAGGAUUCUGCGCUUCAAGAAAGAGUACCCCACCCUGCAGCCAAAGGAGCCCCCACCCUCCCUGUUGGAGGCCGACCUCACAGAGUUUGAUGUGAAGAACUCCCACCUGCCGUCAGAAGUUCUGUACAUGCUGAAAAACGUUCGGGUCCUGGGUCACUUUGAGAAGCCGCUGUUCCUGGAACUUUGCAAACACAUGGUCUUCGUGCAGCUGCUCGAAGGGGAGCACGUCUUCCGGCCAGGGGAGCCAGACACCAGCAUCUAUAUAGUGCAGGAUGGGCGGCUGGACGUCUGCAUCCAGGAUGCGGACGGCACCGAGGUGGCGGUCAAAGAGGUGCUAGCCGGGGACAGCGUCCACAGCCUCCUCAGCAUCCUGGAUGUCAUCACCGGCCACGCUGCAGCCUACAAGACGGUGUCUGCCCGUGCUGCUGUCCCGUCCACCGUCCUCCGGCUUCCGGCUGUGGCUUUCCAAGGGGUUUUUGAGAAAUACCCAGAAACCCUGGUGAGAGUGGUGCAGAUCAUCAUGGUGCGGCUACAGAGGGUCACCUUUAUGGCACUGCACAACUACCUGGGCCUGACCAUGGAGCUCUUCAACCCUGAGAGCCAGGCCAUCCCGCUCGUGUCCGUGGCCAGCGUGGCUGCUGGAAAGGCCAAGCGACAGGCAAGCUGCAGCCCCGAGGAGCGGCUGGAGAGGCCUGCAUGGCCCCAGGAGCCCUGCGGCCCAGCAGACCGUGGGGGCGGCUCCGCUACAGCCUCUGGGCUUCGGCUGAAGAGAAGCCACUCCUUUCCGCUGCCGUCUGUCCGCAAGAUCUCAGAUGAGCCUGGCAAGGCCCAGGCAGGUGGCCAGGCCCCUCCCACUCCACCAGGGAGCACAGCAGGCGCCACCUCAGAGCUGAGGACGGCGCGUGACCAAGCCAGGGCCCUCCUACAUGCAGACGAGCACCCCGGGAGCAGCGUGGCCAGCAAGUCCAAGAGGAGCGCGACUGUUGCUGAGACCCCUUCUGCCAUCUUCCACUACUUGGGGAGCAGCUCAGACGACGCAGACGCCAUCUUCAGAGCCGCCAAGCAGGACCUGCUCACACUGAUGAAGCUGGACGACCCUUCCCUGUUGGAUGGCCGGGUGACACUUUUCCACGUCCCGGGGGGCACAGUGGUGGCCAGGCAGGGAGACCAGGACGUGAGCAUCCUAUUCGUGGUCUCGGGGCUGCUGCACGUGCACCAGCGGAAGGUGGACAGCGAGGAGGAGACUUGCCUGUUUGUCACGCAUCCUGGGGAGAUGGUGGGCCAGCUGGCUGUGCUCACCGGUGAGCCCCUCAUCUUCACCAUCAAGGCCAACAGGGACUGCAGCUUCCUGUCCAUCUCCAAGGCGCACUUCUAUGAGAUCAUGCGGAAGCAGCCGUCCGUCGUGCUGGGUGUGGCGCACACUGUGGUGAAGCGGAUGUCCUCCUUCGUGCGGCAGGUUGACUUCGCUCUGGACUGGAUGGAGGUGGAGGCUGGGAGAGCAAUAUACAGGCAGGGGGACAAGUCAGACUGUACCUACAUCCUCCUCAGUGGACGGCUGCGCUCAGUGAUCCAGAAGGAUGAUGGCAAAAAGCGCCUGGCGGGGGAGUAUGGCCGUGGAGACCUCGUCGGUGUGGUGGAGAUGCUCACCCACCAGGCCAGGGCCACCACAGUGCACGCUGUUCGGGACUCAGAGCUGGCCAAGCUUCCAGCAGGAGCCCUGACGUCCAUCAAGCGCAGGCAUCCACAGGUUGUGACUCGGCUGAUCCACCUCCUGGGGGAGAGGAUCCUGGGCAGCCUCCAGCAGGGAUCUGCAGCAGGUCACCAGUUUGGGCUACAUACCGCAGCCAGCAAGUGGGACUCAGGGAACCCCGCCAGCAACCUCUCCACGGUAGCCGCCAUGCCUGUGUCGGAGGACGUGCCCCUCACUGCCUUUGCCCUGGAGCUCACGCACGCCCUCAGUGCCAUUGGCCCCACCCUGCUGCUGACAAGUGACAACAUAAAACAGCGCCUGGGUUCUGCUGCCCUGGACAGUGUCCAUGAGUACCGGCUGUCCAGCUGGCUGGGGCAGCAGGAGGACAUGCACCGCAUCGUGCUGUACCAGGCAGACAGCACCCUCACGCCCUGGACCCAGCGCUGCAUCCGGCAGGCUGACUGCAUCCUCAUCGUGGGCCUGGGUGAGCAGGAGCCCACGGUGGGCGAGCUGGAGCGGAUGCUGGAGAACUCAGCUGUGCGAGCCCAGAAGCAGCUGGUCCUGCUGCACCGGCAGGAGGGGCCGGCCCCCGCCCGCACCGUGGAGUGGCUCAACAUGCGCAGCUGGUGCUCUGGCCACCUGCACCUCCGCUGCCCCCGCCGCGUCUUCUCCAGGAGGAGCAUGCCCAGGCUGGUGGACAUGUACGAGCAGGUCUUCCAGAGGCCCCCCGACCGGCACUCGGACUUCUCCCGCCUGGCCCGGGUGCUGACUGGCAAUGCCGUCGCCUUGGUGCUUGGUGGGGGAGGGGCCAGGUGAGUGCCCGUCCCGUCCCCUGCAGCUGUGUGCACGUGUGUGUGGGCAUGUGAAGAGGCACCCCUCGGUGGGCCCCACACUCAGCCAGCCUUUCUCAGUGCCUCGGGUGCUGCUGAGUCCUGCCCCUGCAGUCUCCGCUCACAUCCCACGGCCCCAGGAAGCAGUAGAAGGAGAUUCCUGUGUUGUCUGAGUCUUUGCUGGAAGUUUCUGUCUGCCUGUUGACCAUUCGUGUCUCCUCUUCUGAAAACUCUGUUCUUGUCCUUUGCCAGUCCUUCCGCCGGGCUCCGGGUGAGUCUCUUCCCAUGUUAAUACGCACUUUGUGGAGGAACAGCCCGAUCGGCUCCAGACCUAGUGGGGCACCCUUUACUUCUUCAGGCUGGUGGGCUCCUUGCAGGACUUUGCACCCCACUAACUUCUGCCCUGAGCUGUCAUUCUAACACCUGCCCCUGUUCUCCUGAACUAAAGAGAAAUAUGCACUUGGAGCAGAAACAGAGCCCAGGGGCGUCAUGGGAAGGGUGUGCCAAGGCCUUCUGGGGACCCAGGUGGUACGUGGGCAGGCAGAGCAGCGCCUCCUACCACAUCUGUGCCAGACCCCACCCCU
This is a messenger RNA of Manis javanica (Malayan pangolin), 4036 nucleotides long. NCBI's taxonomy places the organism in Eukaryota, Metazoa, Chordata, Mammalia, Pholidota, Manidae. The record is from RefSeq and is a predicted model, not a curated record.